This is a messenger RNA of Engraulis encrasicolus (European anchovy), 3759 nucleotides long. RefSeq names its product DEF6 guanine nucleotide exchange factor a (gene def6a). The record is from RefSeq and is a predicted model, not a curated record. NCBI's taxonomy places the organism in Eukaryota, Metazoa, Chordata, Actinopteri, Clupeiformes, Engraulidae. Gene Ontology annotation, cellular component: nucleus; cytoplasm. The coding region runs from base 659 to 2524 and encodes 621 amino acids. The transcript has 12 exons.
GCACUUGCUAGGCUUUGGUUGCACACAGGAAGACACUGUGGUUAAUUGGCACUUUAGACACGGGCACAGUUCAGGCACAGUUUUGAGUUGCACAGUUGUUUGUUUGGUUAGACAGGUAGGCACUUUGGAAGGACACUUAAGUUAGGCACUUGGGCACUGUCUAGGCACAGUUCUAGUUACUCACUUAUGCCUCUUUUCCACUGACAGUUUUGUGGUAGGCCUACAGCUCGACAGCGCUACUCGGCCGCCACUGUUUGCUUUUUGAAUAGGCACGACACAGCUCAACCUUAAAGUAAAAACCGGCGGCCAAGUCGCGCUGUGUCGAGCUGUAGGCCUACCAGAAACCCGGCAGUGGAAAAGAGGCAUUAGUUCACAGUUAGUCACUGAUUCAUUUAUUUGUAGUUUUUACAGUCAAGUUGCUCCUUGAGGAUGGCUGAAGUUUAGGGUGUGGGUACAUCAGUCUCACACAGACAGCAGCCGUUUCAGCAUGGGGCCACACGUCCGGGACUGAGGCGAGCGAGUGAGAAGGAAGAGAGUGAGAGUGAGAGAGAGAGAGAGAGAGAGAAAGAGAGGACGAGUUGUGUGAAUGGACGAGUGAGAAAGCAGCUUUUUAGUUUAAUAAUUUGAUUGAAAGAAGUUAUGUAGGCUAUCUGCAGCCAUGGACCUACGCUCAGAACUCCUCAAGUCUAUCUGGUAUGCCUUCACCGCUCUGGACAUUGAGAAGAGUGGGAAAGUGUCAAAGUCCCAACUGAAGGUCCUGUCUCAUAACCUUUGCACGGUGCUGAGUAUCCCCCAUGACCCCGUGGCUCUGGAUGAGCACUUCAGAGACGACGAUGACGGCCCAGUGUCUAACCAGGGCUACAUGCCCUACCUCAACAAAUACAUCCUCGACAAGGUGGUUCCAGGUAGCUUCAUCAAGGAGGACGUGGACAACUUGUGUUGGACCCUGACGGCCAAGAAGAACUACCAGCAGGGGGUGAAGAUCCUGGCCAGGGAGGACUCCUUUCGGCUCUGGUGCCUCUUCAACUUCCUAUCGGAGGACAAAUACCCCCUUGUCAUGGUACCAGACGAGGUGGAGUACCUGCUGAAGAAGAUCUGCAUGGCCAUGAGCAUGGAGCUGAACUGCGUGGAGUUGGAGGACUACCUAUCCCAGGAGUCCGUGCUCCAGAAUGGCUUCACCGUCUGGGCCUUCCUGAACAUGAUGAACUCUGGGAAGCUCACGCGGGGCAUCAGCAAGGAGACCAUCACCAUGGGGGUGGAGGAGGUCUACAGAGAGAUCGUUGGCGACGUUCUGAAAGAGGGCUAUUUGUGGAAGAAGAGCCAGCUGAGGAGGAACUGGAAGGAGCGUUGGUUUACCCUGAAGCCCACCAGCCUCUCCUACUACACCAAUGAGGACCGCAAGGACUGCAAAGGCAGCAUCAACCUCGACAAGAACUGCUGUGUGGAGGUCCUGCCAGACCGGGAUGGAAAGAGAUGUAUGUUCUGUCUGAAAACAAUCACAAAGACCUACGAGAUGAGCGCCUCAGACACCAGGCAGAGACAGGAGUGGACCUCAGCCAUCCAGACAGCUAUCCGUCUCCAGGCCGAGGGCAAGUCCUCGCUCCACAAGGAGCUGAAGCAGAAGCGUCGUGACCAGCGGGAGCAGAAGGAGUCGCGGCGGCGCGCCAAGGAGCAGGAGAUGCAGCGGCUGCAGGCCCUGCAGGAGGAGAAGCAGCGCAAGCUGGCGGAGCUGGAGCUCCUGAAGGAGGCGCAGAAGCAGGCCCAGGCCCUCCUGCAGCAGGACGAGCAGAGGAGGAGGACGCAGUACGAACAGCUGCAGCAGGCGCUGGAGGUGCAGCUCAAGGAGGCGGAGGAGGCGCGUGCCAACAUGGAGGCUGAGAUGGUGUUGAAGGAGGCGGAGGCUGAGAAGCAGCGCAGGCGGAUCCUGGAGCUGGAGGACAUGCAGCAGGGCCUGGAGGAGGCGCUACAGCAGGAGAUCAAGGCACGGCAGGACGAGGAGGCCUUCAGAUACGCACAGGCCAGGCUGCUGGCGGAGGAGGAGGAGAAGAUGAAGGCGCUGAUGUCUCUGCAGGAGGAGCAGGAGGAGUACAUCCUGAAGACCCAGCGGGAGAAGCAGGAGCUGCGGCAGGAGAUGGAGAGCAAGUCGCGCUCCCUCAACGAAGCCCAGAGGCAGCUGGAGGAGGUGCGGGCCAACAGGCACCGCGUAGACCAGGAUGUGGUGGCUGCACAGAAGAAGCUAAGGCAAGCGAGCACCAAUGUGAAACAGUGGAAUGUUCAAAUGAACAGAUUAAUGCACCCGAUCGGACCUGGGGAGAAACGUCCAUCAGGCGGAGGCUCCUUCUCCAGUUUCAAGAUCCCGUCUCAGAAGGACCCGGGCCUGAAGCUGCGCGUGAAGUCGGAGCAGCAGCAACAGCAGGAGGACGAGGAGAGCAAGGAGAACGUCCACCGCAGCAGUCCAACCCUGGAGGAGGACCGGCGCCUCUCGCAGUCUCUCAAUGGCAACAUGGACAUGGACAUACCCUGAUGAUGAUGCCAUUACAGUUCUUACCGUACACCGUAGUAUGUGUACAAGUAUAACAACCUACUGUGAAGAAGUACAGCAAUUACCCAAUGUACCACUUCUAACCCUAAACCUCACUGUCUAAUAUACGUACAGUAUGAACAUGGACAUAUCCUCUGCAUAGGAUUUGAGUACCACAAGUGCCUUGCAAAAUCUCCAAACAGCAGUGUGAAUCGUGUGGACGUAUGCACGUUGCCAAAGACAAUAGAUGUUGCAAAGAUCUGACCACAUCCACUUCCUGGAACCACCAUCACAAGGAAGAGUCAUAAUUCCCUCUUUAUGCAAUCUUCAUGAAGGAGGAUCCAUUUAUCUCUCUUGUGGAAGGACUAACUACGGAGCCACAAGAUGUAGAAGCAACAUGCCUACUGUACUUAAACAACACACACCGUUUAACUGUGAUCCCCAUCCAGAUAUGGGCUUGAAAUCUUCAAUACAGGGCAUUUUGCAGUCUGCCGACAGUCCUCAGGGGUGGAUGCUUUUGUUUUUUUCUUUUUUUUCUUUUUUUCUUAGAGACUGGCAGGGCCAGAUUAAGAUGAGCCAGGGCACCUAAACUACAGUUUUCUGUGGGGCCCCCCCAGAAGGAAAUAUUCGCAACAAAUUUACAUAGUUUCAAAAUUAAGGAUAACAUGUCUACCACACAGCAUAUGCAUUUUUCAAUAUUGCAUCUUGUCACAAUUCUGCAAUUUUUCACUUGUGGCCAAUCAGGGGCCCCUGACAGGUAGGGGCCUCUUGGCUGCAGCCAUAUCUGGCCGGAGUGUUAAUCUGUCCCUGGAGCCUGACCCAAAGUUUGUAGGGGUGCAGAUAAAAAUGCCCAGACCUUCGGUCCCAGUGCUGCCCUGUGAACUACCAUGAUGUAUUUUGAUCAGACUGUCAAAUCUUUUCUUGUGCUAGGCUACAACAAAUUGAACAAGUGUGAAGAACAAUGGUGACCUAAUGUGCAGCUUUUAAAAACCUUCUCCUCGGACCCAGCUGGCCUUUUAAAAAGAUUAAAAAUAUGCAAUGUCCAGCACAGUUUUUCACUGCUUGGACAGAAACGCUGUGUGUGACCUUUGGAGUGAUAAAAACAUGGUGUGUAAGACAUGUUGUGAGAUAUGUACAGUUCAACUUUUUCAUUGUGAUUGCUGUUUGCUGAUCAUACUACUGUACUAAUUUUUACCUUUUUAUAUUAAAUAAAUAUCACAGCUGAUAUUUACUUAAAA